GUCACUUCCGGCUUUCGGUCCUUUCUCCGAGCUUCUGUCGUCUGUGUGAACCGCGUGUUUACACACUCCCAGAUGAAGGAGUCGAUCAUGAACCAGGAGAAGCUCGCCAAACUGCAGGCGCAGGUCCGCAUUGGCGGCAAGGGCUCAGCCCGCAGAAAGAAGAAGGUGGUGCACAGAACUGCUACAGCUGAUGACAAGAAGUUACAAUUCUCCCUAAAGAAACUCGGAGUCAACAACAUUUCUGGCAUUGAGGAGGUGAAUAUGUUCACAAACCAGGGGACAGUGAUCCACUUUAACAACCCAAAGGUGCAGGCCUCACUGGCUGCCAACACCUUUACAAUCACAGGGCACGCUGAGAACAAACAGCUCACAGAGAUGCUUCCGGGAAUCCUGAACCAGCUCGGAGCCGACAGCCUCACCAGUCUUAGGAGAUUAGCAGAGACCCUGCCUAAACCAGCUGGAGAGAACAAAGCCCCCAUGGUUGCUGCGGAGGAGGAGGAUGAUGAAGUUCCAGAUCUUGUUGAAAACUUCGAUGAGGCUUCAAAGAACGAGGCCAACUAAAAGCCAAACAAGUGAACUCUUCAACACUCUCCUUUACUCACCGUACUUUUACACAGCAGCAUUUGUAACACUUCAUCUUUGUUGUUGCUCUGCGACUGCAAACAGUACUUGCUUUUUAAUUGUAACCCUCACAACCAGCCUCAAAAAAACCCAGGUGGAAUCUUUUUUUUUUUUUUUUUUUUUUUUUUUUUUUUAUGGCAACUGUUACCCUCCUGUCUAAUUUGCCCUGUUCUGCAGAAGAAAUUAUUUAAUGCAGUGGAAUGUGCAAACCUCACCGCCUCUCUGUCAUUGUGAUGCCCACACAUCAAAAAUGUAAUGGUGGAAUUAAUCAUGUAAUAAAGAUUACAUUUACAUUAGUUUCUUUUUUUCUUACAUGAAACAUAUUUAGAUUUUUUUUUAAAUGGAUUGUUUUGUUUUAGAGUUUGCUGCUGUCUGCACCCAGCUGAUUCUGAUGACUGUCUUAUCUCAGGAACGAACUGAAGGAAUUUCUUUCAAUUUGACAUAAGUAUUCGCUAGACUUUUAUGUUUAAGGAUGAACAUGAAAUUUAGUGGUCACUGGGUUGCUGCUCCAAGGCAUUUCUAACAGACACAUAAGACACCACAUCAAUUGCUGGAUCUGUCAUAUCUGAGCGUUUAAAACUUCCCAGUAAAUAUGUACAAGUAAAUGGAUCAGCUGUGAUUUUCUAAAUUAAAAGCUCUGUAAC
Messenger RNA from Sphaeramia orbicularis (orbiculate cardinalfish), 1265 nucleotides. RefSeq names its product transcription factor BTF3-like. The coding region runs from base 73 to 561 and encodes 162 amino acids. The transcript has 6 exons. Lineage: Eukaryota; Metazoa; Chordata; Actinopteri; Kurtiformes; Apogonidae. The record is from RefSeq and is a predicted model, not a curated record.